CUACCAGGUACGCAAGUCGGUUCCUCAGCCUUGUCGUUACCAGCAACCAAACCCAACGCUUCACAAAGUCUCCCAUUACCAUCACCCACAUCGAAUAGUCUGACCUUUCUUUCUGUCCGAGAAUCCGUCCAAGUCUUUUCAAGUCUUUUACUCAGAAAACACUUCGCCAAACAUGGCUGUACGUCACUUUCGCACGAACCUCGUCUCCCACUCCUCCUUCCCAUCAUCAUGAGCACUUAACACACAUCUAAUGCACAACCAAAACAGAUGCGAAUCGUCCCCGGGAGCGCAAACCCCGCAACCUUCACAGCAGGCAACGCCGCCCCCUCGGUGCCAGGCCUCCACGACACCCUCCGCACCGGCCUCGGCCCCUCCCCCCUCUCCUCCUCCCUCCACCACAGCAGCAGCAGCAGCACCAACAACACCAACUCCGCCAGCGCGACGACGCCCUCCGCCGAGCUGACCAGCGCCCACCCCCUCGAAGCCCGCCUCAAGAACUGGGAAGCCACGCAGGAGGCCCUGCGCAUGGAGACCCUCCGCCGGACCUACGGCGCCGCCGAGCCCAUCCGCCGUCAGAUGGAGCUCAAGAUCACCCGCAACGGCGUCUGGCGCCCCGCCGCCCUCGGAGGCGGCUCCCACGCCAUGUCGCACCACGAGGAGAUCUUGCGCGGCCGCGACGACAGCAUCACGUGGGAGGACGUCUUCACCGGCGACGAGGCCGGCUGCGCUGGGGCCGGCAAUGCUGCGCUGACGGGCAUGCAUGAGGAGAUGGAGCGGAAGCUGCGGAUGUAAAAGCUUCACCAAUGAGAAUGUGGUGGGGUGUAAUUCUUCUGUCGAGGAAACGAUGGGACGGGUAAAGGACAGGCAACACGAGAGGGUGGCUAAGGCGGAGGUGACAUGGCGGUUGAGGCUCCUCGCCAGGAAAUGUCACAUGAGACCAUAAGAAACCACAAUCGGCCAACGCUGACCGUCCAUUAGCCGCCUAGCCACGGACUUUGCCUGCUUGUUGCUAAACUCGAAAUACUCAUGGCUUAACCGGUUAUGCUCUUUAUCCACAGGCAUUGAUACUGGGCUCAAGACGACUAGAACCUACUAGAACCUAUGCACGAUAUAAAGGGAGCCUACUGUGCAUCGUACCAAGAAGAAAGAAACAGCAGCAGUGAGGGGAACAAUACAAAUCGUAAAUGACGGAUCAGCAGACCCGAGCGUAGCAAUGAGAAAUAAAAGAUAACGCCGCCCCCGAGCCC
Molecule: messenger RNA, 1247 nt
Organism: Sodiomyces alkalinus F11
Lineage: Eukaryota; Fungi; Ascomycota; Sordariomycetes; Glomerellales; Plectosphaerellaceae
Product: UMP1-domain-containing protein
Exons: 1
Coding region: 268-792 (174 amino acids)
Biological process (GO): proteasome assembly
Cellular component (GO): cytoplasm; nucleus
Source: RefSeq, a predicted model, not a curated record